AUGUCAGGUGGGCAGGCGCUGCCAGUGCGCUUUCCGUGCUGGUGCAAAGCCGUCUAUUCAUGGGGCGGAGAGGUACAAGGCGACCUAAUCGAAUGCCUCAACGCCGGCGAUGGAUCAUGGUGGAUGGGACGAUUAAAGCGAGACAGGCGCAUGGUCGGCCUCUUCCCAUCGAAUUUUGUCGAGCUGCUCAGCGAAGACUUUCAGCCGUGGAAUCGCAACGGUAGCGGAAGCAUAUCUAGGCAGAACAGUGCGCAGGAACCAGCCAAGCAAACACCACAGAAGGCAAAGAGCACGUUCAGGAAGCCCUUUACGGCGUAUGCAGCUGCAAGUUCACCCAACCCGGCUGCAGCAGCGCGUGAGCGGCUGAAGGCAGGUGGAGUAGCUUCGCCCAAUGGCAGCGUCAAGACGAAGUCGCCUAAUUCCCCUGACGAACCUGAAACGCCGUCGAACCCAUGGUCGCCAGAUGCUUUUGAUCAAGUGUACCAAGCGUCUGCCAAGAAGGUCAGAGCCCAGUCUGCGUUAGGACUUGCUAAUGGCGAUGAAGAGGAUGAAGAUGGUCCUCCGAAUAUGAACAACUACGUUCAACGCAUGGAAAGCCGCUUGAGACGAAUGCAACAGCAAGAAAAGUCCAGGAAUGAGGAAUUGUUCGUUUCCAAAGACUCCAGCGAGGCACCACCCCCUGUGCCUCUCAAGAAUUCCUCGCAUCAUAUGCCUGGAUCGUCGAUAGGCACGAUUGAGCAUGACGUGGCGCGCAAAGGAUCCAAGUUACUCCGUCACCGCAAGUCAGCUUAUGAUGUUGGGCGUGAUGUCCUAGGACGAACGUUCACGAGCAAGACCAACUCUACGACGACGACACAUACUAGCAACAGCACCAAUCGGAGCUUAAUGUCCGGACACUCAGCUACAAACAUGAGUUCUACGAGUGCCGGUAGCUAUUAUCGUAAAAGGUUUGGCAAGGACCGGCCCAAGAGCGUUAUGGAGACAGGAGACGCAACAGGGAAAGGAUACGGAUUUGAUGAUGGUCGACCAGAGACACCGUUUACCGGCGUUACUUAUCAUUCUAGCCACGCAUCGCGUCCACGCCCCGGCUCGAGCAACCAACAACAGCAGGAGGAAGUUACCACACCUGCAACAACAGACGGCCCUGAUCCGCUCGGAGGUCUGAGGCAACCAAAAGCUAAGCGUAGUGGCUUUUUCCGAAAAAUGAUUGAUACCGCAAAGACCCAGGCCGCAAACGCUCGCAGUACGAUUGCUGCUGGUUCGAUUAGUAGACCAGGAUCCCGAGCAGCUAGUCGUGCUGCAAGUCGAGCGCAAAGUCGCGCAGCAAGUCGCCUUGACAACAACGGUCCAACAAGUAUCGAAGGAGGAACUACAGUACAGUCGGCGAAUGCCUCGAGAGACAUGGGCUUAGGCUCGAAUGAUUGGGUACAAGUCCGUCGGGAUGUGAACCGAUCCAACUCAUUAAGCAAAAAUGAACGGACAGAGCGAGCCGAUCGGUGCCAAAUGAUGGAUCUGCCGAUGCUAAAUCCCGUCGACACCCUGUAUGAGUCCGCUGAAGGAGAUGAAGGUCUCGAUGGCCUGCCCAUUGCAGAGCCUACGGAUUUCGCGGCCUGCAGUCUCACACAUGUCGACAAGAGCGCUCGGUUCAUCAACGCCAUUCCACUUGGAACAACGCCCGCCACAUUAGCCCAGGGAUACGUCUGUAGGCCAUAUCGAAGCGAUGUACAACGACUGAGAGCCAUCUUUACCUGGGUUAGCGAGAGGAUAUCCUGGGAAGAGGAUUUCGAAGGCAAAAUGGACCCCCGACAUGUCUUACAGAGCAAACGUGGAUGCUCGGAAGAGAUCGCAAUGGUGGUUGCCGAAAUGUGUGCAUCCGUUGGGCUUCAUGCUGAAGUUGUUCGAGGUUACCUAAAGACACCUGGCGAGCCUUUGGACCUGGAUAGCGUCGCUCGACCGAACCACUUCUGGAACGCUGUUAUUGUAGAAGGCGAAUGGCGCAUGAUGGACUGUUCACUCGCUGGACCCACGAAUCCCAAGCGCGUGCAUUAUUCCAAUGCCGGUUCGUCCGUCGCCGAGAGCUGGUACUUCCUCGCUCGUCCGAUGGAGAUUUGCUACUCACAUGUCCCGCUGCUCCCAGAACAGCAGCAUAUCUGUCCACCACAGCCUCAUGAUGUGCUCAUGGCUCUCCCCUGCGCAACACCGACGUAUUUCAGGCAUGGCCUCCACAUGGCUGACUUUGACACCAGCCUGCUCAAUUUGGACAAUCUCGAGAUGGCGCACGUGUAUGUGGAUGUUCCAGACGAUGUAGAAUGUGUUGCGGAAGUCGAAGCAAGAUCUUACUCACAAGACAUGGAUGGUGACUUUUUCGAAAGUGGCGAUUUUGUUCGAAAACCGGCGCUUGCACAAGCUGAGUGGCGUGGAGGCCAAAAGCGAUACACCGUGAAGGCGUUGUUGCCAGGUGACGAGGGACAAGGUGUCUUAAAGAUCUACGCGGGACCCCGAGGACUCAUGCACUCAAACAAGUUGAACCCUCACACUUUAGCAAUUGGCCUGCCCAUGUCACAUUCGGGUAGUAACCCACCGUAUUCGUUCUUGACACUGCAUCCAACUCCACAUGCCCAGCGGCAUGAUCUCUAUGUGGCGCAGCCUCAGUGCGCUAAUCUGGCCCUCAAUAACACCUUCGUCUUCUGCGUUCGACAACACCCAUCGUCCCUCAACAAGUCUCCAGAGCCUAAUGCUGCUAUUAAUGGUCGUGCCUCGCCGAAUCCAUUUGCCCGGCCUGCGUCCGCUAUGAGCAUGCAGAGCAUUUCAGCAAGUGGUUCGAACUACACAAACCCAUCCCAGAGCUCUUCUGGGUCAUCAAGCAGCAAUAGCACGAAGCCGGCCAAACUGGCAAUACAGACACCAUCGGGGAAGAUUAUACGACUUACACGGAAGAGCGAGCACAUGAGCAGUACCAACGACGCUGAUGGUACAGCUUGGGAGACUAUCAUCAAGAUUGGAGAGAAGGGCACAUGGCGCGGUCUUGUGCUUGCGGAUCGGAAAAUUCGGUCCUCUAAUAUGGACGCACAAAUCGCCGAGUGGACCUCCCGGGCAGAGGCCUUCAAGCCGCUCAACCUCAAAGCUAUUGAGCCUGCGCUCCUCGAACUAGACGCGCACCUCACGCUUCGCUCGCACAUUGUAGGCUACACAUUGAGCGAUGCCGACACGAUUGUCUGGAAGACAUUGAGAGAAAACCGCGUCGCACAUGCGUUCAUCAAGCAGAGUUUGAUGCCGAGCUUGUGCAGGUGGUUUAGGUACAUCGAAGAGGCCUACCCGCAGAGCGUUGUGGUGGUCGGCAAGGGAAAGGAGGAGGGUGCUGCUGGAAAGAGUGGGAAGGAUGGAAAGGCGAAGAGCGAUGAUGCCAAUUAUGAUAUUGGACUUCAGGAUGUGGGGGAUGGGACUGGCAUUGUUACGAGGUUCCCGCCUGAGCCUUCAGGUUAUCUCCAUAUCGGCCACGCCAAAGCAGCCCUUCUCAACGACUACUUCGCGCACGAGAAGUACAAAGGCAAGCUACUCCUGCGCUUCGACGAUACGAACCCGACCAAGGAGAAGCAAGAGUUUCAGGAUGCGAUUGUCGAGGACUGCGCGCUUAUGGGGAUUAAGCCAGACCAGGUCUCCUACACUAGUGAUUGGUUUGAUCAGCUGUACGAGCGUUGCGUGCAAAUGCUGAAGGACGGCCUGGCGUACGCAGACGACACACUGCAGGAGAAGAUGCGUGCUGAGCGCAUGGACGGCAUCGCCAGUGCACGUCGAGACGCAAGCGUCGAGGAUAACCUGGCACAAUUCGAGGAGAUGAAGAAGGGCAACGAGGAGGGCGUCAAGUGGUGUAUCCGCGCAAAGAUGUCCGUCGACAACCCCAACAAGGCUAUGCGUGAUCCCGUCAUCUACCGCUGCAAUCCCCAGGCCCAUCACCGCACUGGAGACAAGUGGAAGAUCUACCCCACGUACGACUUCUGCUGUCCCAUCGUCGACGCUCUUGAGGGUGUUACCCACGCUCUGCGUACAACCGAAUACAAUGACCGCGACCCGCAAUACCAAUGGUUCAUUAAGAACCUCAAUCUUCGACAGGUCUACAACUGGGGCUUUGCGCGGUUGAACUUUGUCCGAACGGUCCUUUCAAAGCGCAAGCUUACCAAGAUUGUCGAUGCUGGCAUUGUUUGGGGCUGGGACGAUCCGCGCAUGCCCACCGUCCGCGGUGUGCGCCGCCGCGGUGCCGUCAUCCCCGCUCUCCGCGAGUUCAUUUUGAAGCAGGGCCCGUCUAAGAACAUCGUCAAUCUCGACUGGUACAGCUUCUGGGCUACCAACAAGAAGCACAUCGAGCCCACCGCAGCGCGAUACACCGCCAUCGACGAGGACACCAAGGUCCCCGUCACUAUUAUCGGUGCGCGCGAGGGUGUGAUUACUGAGGAUAAGCCCAAGCACGCAAAAUACGAUCUUGGCAACAAGAAAAUCGUCUUCAGCUCUUCGGUACUCCUAGAGCAAGCCGAUGCUCAGUCUUUCGCGCAAGAUGAGGAGAUCACACUGAUGAACUGGGGCAACGCCAUUGUCCGCAAGAUCAGCCACUCGAUUAAUCCGCUCGCAAAGCAUGGCCUGAAGACGGUUACAGGUCUGGAACUAGAACUCCAUCUUCAAGGUGACGUCAAGAAAACGAGCAAGAAGGUUACGUGGUUGAGCACCGAUCAAAACCUUAUCCCGAUCGAGCUUGUCGAUUUCGAUUACCUCAUCACCAAGGAUAAACUGGAGCCGGAGGAUACGCUGGAGGACUUCCUGAGCAAGGAAACUGAGUUCCGUACCAAGGCAGUUGCGGACUGCAAUGCCGCUGAACUCAAAGUCGACGAUAUCGUUCAGUUUGAUCGCAAGGGCUUUUUCCGUAUCGAUCGCGCAUUUGCCCACAAUGAGCCAAUUGUAGCUUUCCAGGUUCCGACCGGCAAGAGCAAAUAG
Molecule: messenger RNA, 4983 nt
Organism: Cucurbitaria berberidis CBS 394.84
Lineage: Eukaryota; Fungi; Ascomycota; Dothideomycetes; Pleosporales; Cucurbitariaceae
Product: glutamyl-tRNA synthetase
Exons: 6
Coding region: 1-4983 (1660 amino acids)
Biological process (GO): translation; glutamyl-tRNA aminoacylation
Cellular component (GO): cytoplasm; cytosol; methionyl glutamyl tRNA synthetase complex
Molecular function (GO): protein binding; ATP binding; glutamate-tRNA ligase activity
Source: RefSeq, a predicted model, not a curated record